Molecule: messenger RNA, 1203 nt
Organism: Cylicocyclus nassatus
Lineage: Eukaryota; Metazoa; Nematoda; Chromadorea; Rhabditida; Strongylidae
Source: the annotation of a GenBank genome assembly
AUGAGUCUUGAAGAUGAUGAUGACCUUGUGACCCUUGGCCGAGGUGAGCGAUCACCGCUUAUCCGAAUCUUCAUCUCACAACCUCAGCCAGUCCUAUCCCUACUGAUCGCCAUGAAAACAACGCUAAUUAUAAUCGCUAGUGCUUUGUUACCGUUCUCUAUGCAAGAUAUUAUCGGAGUCCCCACCAUCAGAUGCUCCCCGGAAGGAGUCCACGCCUACGUUAAUCUAUCAGACGCUUUUACUGGACAUAUCUACCUGAAAGGUUUCUAUGGACGCGAAGGAUGCCAUCGUGAUUUCCGGAAAAAGCCGAUGUCAGGUGUACAAUCAGAUGCGAACUCGUACGCGGCAGAGGCCGAAUUCAGAUUUGACGAGUGCCCCAUGAGAAGGAAAAGACAGAUCAAUCCACGCGGCUUGAUCAUGUCUGGAAUAAUGGUUGUGGCUCAUCAUAGCACUCUGCUCACCUAUAGAGACCGAGCUUAUCGAGUUGAAUGUUAUUACAGAGAGCAAAACAACGUUGUGCAAACGGAAAUGAAAGUCAAUUCACAAACACCAGCUCCACUGCCAUCAGACCCCAUAGCACUUCCAUCGUGCCAGUACAAGGUGGAGACGUCUGGUAACUCAACAUCCGGCUCUUCAUCGCCAGCGUUUGUCACCAUCGGGGAUUCCGUGGUCCAUGUUUGGACCUGCGGGGAUCCAAUACAUGCAAAACUAUAUUGCAUGCAGGUGCAUUCCUGCGUAGCUGACGAUGGUGGAGAAGAGAAGUUUACCGUAGUGGACGCUGAAGGAUGCUCCACGGAUUCAGAACUACUAAGCCCGCUCACUUACCCAUCUCCCCUUAGAGCAUUUGCUCGAUCACGGGUUUUCAAAUUUGCUGAAAAAAGUGAUAUCAACUUUGCUUGUCAAAUACGGCUGAUGAUGAAGCAAGACAUAGCGAAUGGCACUUGUCCGGUCACAAACUGUUCUUCACGUCCAAAGCGUUCCGUCAUCAUAAAUCCAGCGCCAGAGAAUUCCGUGUUUGAUGUCGUAGCAGCACCCAUGACCGUGUUAGAAAGAAAGCGAGAACGGUCAGAAGAAAGAAAGGAGAUGAUUUGCCCUUGGAUAACGGCUCCACUGGUGAUCAUGCUUUCUUCAUUUGUUUGCUAUAUUAUUUUUAGUUUGUGUUAUAUGUGUAGUAAGCGUACAGCUACAUACAGUUUAGGAUAA